Durusdinium trenchii is the source of this 1821-nucleotide messenger RNA. NCBI's taxonomy places the organism in Eukaryota, Dinophyceae, Suessiales, Symbiodiniaceae. The record is from the annotation of a GenBank genome assembly.
GUAAGGUCUUUAGUAGGGGGCGUGUGUUGUAUUUGGGAUGGGGGCAGCGGGGCAUGAUGGGACAUGGUUUCCUUUUUGUCGACUUCUUGUUGAUGAACGUCACGAAAACGACUGGCUGUCCAGUCCGGUUUGGAAAGCUGGUGAAAAGCACACAAGCCCCAACCUUGUUUGUUUGUUUGCAGGUGGUUUGGUCAAGUAAGUUAUAGAAAUCGAUUUUGCAUGAUGCCUUUCGGAAAGGGGGUGAGUCAGGUGGCUGUGUAAAAAGAAGACCAAGCGGCCUCGAUCAAUUCAACGGCAGACGGGCCACCUGUGCGGACGGCGACCUGUUCGGCCUUCACAAGUGUGGGAGUCAUGUGGAGUCGUCAGAACUUGAAUCCGGAGAAUCUCCAGUGUUCGGCCGAAGCGGCUUGCAAGGUUCUCCUGCAAGAACCUGAUGGAAGAAGGUAGAAGAACGGGUCUAUCUUUUAGAUUCUUUUAGCAGGUUGGAACCUGGUGUUGCUGAUCAGUUUGGAGUUAUCUAUCAAGAACAUAGCCUUCUGAUUGUGGACCUUGUCAUGCCUCGUCCUGAAUGUCAGUAAGAAGCGGAACAUGUGCAGAAAGACCCUGCUUCGAUGAAUAGCAUGUCCGCAGCCUUUUUGACCAUUUCUGGUCAAGGCAUUCCAAACGUAGUGAUCCUGCCUUUCAGCUCAACGUAGUCUACGCCAGGAUGUUCACCGUUGCCAUCUCCUUGGCGUGCUUCAGCGUGGCCUUUUCCGCGCAUUUGCGGAGCAACGUCACUCACUCCACGGUGCACCAGGUCUCAGCCCUGUCCUUCUAUCAGGAGGAGCCCACUUGCCAAUGCAUGGCCAACAAUGCGGCUUGGAAGACAUCCGAGCGGAGCGAGGCCAAGUGCAUUUUCAUCGAUUUGGGCGCAGCUGAUGGCAACACCUUCGCCAAGUUCAUUGAGAACGACUAUGGCCCAGUGAAGAACUGUCCCAAUGGCAAGUGGGAAGCCUACCUUGUGGAGGCCAAUCCACAGUUCACCAAGGAGUUGAAGGCCUUAGAAGAGAACUUCCCCGGUCAGGUUCAUUCCUUGGCAGAACAUGCCGCCUUCUCCUGCGAGGGUACCACCAGCUUCUUUAUCGACGUGGACGCCAGCCACAACCACUGGGGCUCCAGUCUCUACGGCGACGCUCCCGAUGCGGUGAAGAGCGGCAAGGUCCAAGUCACGGUACCCAUGAUCAACAUCGUCCAGUUGAUUGCAGAGAGUGUCCGCCCAGAGGACUGGGUCAUGUUGAAGGUUGACAUCGAAGGAGCUGAGUACAACCUGCUGCCAUGCCUUGCACAGUUCAAAGACGCAGGUUUGAUCGAUCGGAUGUACUUGGAGGAGCACUGGUGGUUCCCCUCAGUGACCGAACAGAGCAAGAGUGCCCUGGCCCAGAGCAAGAAGCAGCUCUUGGCGAAGCAUGUGGACAUCCCCCAGUACUACAGUGAGACCUGAGAGACUGAAGGACUGAGUGACCGAUGGCUCAACAGGGCCCAGCACACUGGCUCACUGAUGGCGACAUUGGAUCAGUUGAUUCUUGUUGGUUUGAUGUGCCAGGUUUGUGUAUUCAGCCCGGAAGACAGCAGAGUCGGUACGUAGCUCCAGCUGGACAUGUGUCUUGCCCUUGAGCUGAGCUGCAUGGCUCUUGCAGGAAAAGGAGUGUCCGGGAUGAUGAGUUUGCAUCCACCAUCAUCCACCUCUGUGUGCUUAGCCAUGGUUCACUCUUCCCACCAUGGAGUGGUGUCAUCAGUUGAUCAUCAGUUGAUCGAUGUGAUGCCAUUUAUUGAAGACAAGAG